AUGGUUCAUAUAGUUCCAUGUCAUAAGACAAUAGAUGCCCAACAUACUGCUCAAUUAUUGUUGAAUCAUGUGUUCAGACUCCAUGGUUAUCCAAGAACAAUCGUCUCCGAUAGAGAUCCAAGAUUCCUUUCAGAAAUAUGGGAGAGAUGGACAAAGACGAUGGAUUCUAAACUCAAGAUGACUGUGGCACACAGAGCACAAGCUGAUGGUCAAACUGAAAGAAUGAAUAGAGAAAUUAUUAGAAUAUUAACUAAAGCCUCAACAGAGUAUGGGGAGAUUUGUUCUGAUAUCAUUCCACUUAUUGAAUUUGCAAUGAACUCAUCAAUGAGCAAGUCUACAAAGAUGUCACCAUUCCAAAUCGUUUAUGGAUUCAAUCCACCAACUCCCGUUAAUCAUUUCAAUUCAUUAACAAAGACUCGUAUACCAAUGAGCAACAUCAAAAAGAUUGUCCGUGAUAAUAUACUAGAUGCUCAAAUCAAUGCUCAAAACUACUACAACCGAGGUCGUGGUGAUGUUAUCUUCGUAGUCGGAGAAAAGGUUAUGGUUAAAAGAAAAUUCUUCCAAACUAACAUUUCAAAAGAUCUAAUCUCUCACAAACUUGAAUCCAAGAAUUGUGGACCAUUCAUAAUCACUGCCGUUCAUGGUAAUAAUGUAACACUCGAUUUAAUAGGUUAUCCAAAGAAACACAAUGUGUUCAACAAGGAUCAAAUCGUAAAACUAUACGAGGACAGUGAGUGGUUAAGAGAAGAGAUAUCGAUGCCCGAACCUGAGGAGAUGGACGAAGCAAGUUACGAAGUUGAAAGUAUUCUCAAUCACGAUAAAGUCAAAAAGAUGUACCUAGUGAAGUUCAAAGGUUACCCAGAACCUGAAUGGAUCAAAGAAGUCGAUACAGACUGUGAAGAGUUAGUCAGAGAGUAUUGGAAUAACGUGCAGAAGAAACAAUUGAACUCAAGAAGAGAAAGAGAGAAUGCAACUACAGAAGCCGUUGAGCCAAUUGUGUCACCUCCACUCUCCCAAGAAGUUCAAAGUUCUCAAACAUUGCAACCAAUUACUCCAAGACAACAAAACUCCAUCUCAAAUCAAAGAAACCAAUCAAAGAAAAGAAAAUCAAGAAAUCAAAAUACUUCAAGUGAUGAUGAUGAACUUGAUCUUAGUUUACAAAUUAAAACAACUAGAUCAGGAAGAAAAGUUACACCCAAGAGUUUAUAG
Dictyostelium discoideum AX4 is the source of this 1209-nucleotide messenger RNA. RefSeq lists its product as hypothetical. Bases 1 to 1209 code for a protein of 402 amino acids. Gene Ontology annotation, molecular function: nucleic acid binding. Gene Ontology annotation, biological process: DNA integration. The transcript has a single exon. Lineage: Eukaryota; Evosea; Eumycetozoa; Dictyosteliales; Dictyosteliaceae. The record is from RefSeq and is a predicted model, not a curated record.